This is a messenger RNA of Leptopilina heterotoma, 2082 nucleotides long. RefSeq names its product fatty-acid amide hydrolase 2-A-like. Bases 381 to 1970 code for a protein of 529 amino acids. The transcript is spliced from 11 exons. The record is from RefSeq and is a predicted model, not a curated record. Lineage: Eukaryota; Metazoa; Arthropoda; Insecta; Hymenoptera; Figitidae.
AGAAAUAAGAUUUGAAUUCUCUCGUGUAAAAAGUGAAAAUUUGCAAAUGUUGGAAAUAAUCGUUUUUAAUCAGGAAGAAAAGUGAAGCGAAAAUUUAUUCCUUAUAUCAAACAAGUUGAACUGUUGGUCAAAAGAGAACCAACAGUUAUAAACUCGCUCUCGUGUAGUAAUGAUCAAAGACGAAUAAUUUUUAUUGAUCAUUAAAUCAACAAUUUUUUGGUCAAAUUGUGUUUUAUUAAAUUUUAUAUUUUUAAAUGUUGUUUAAAAAGUUUCAUCACAUUGUAAAUAUUUAUUUCUUUAGUAUUUAAAAUAAAAUUUCUAUUUUUGUCUUCAAUUAUAUAUUUUAUACUAUCUUUUAUUUUCUCGCCCGAUAAGACACAAUGGAGUUAACAGUUCGUCUAGCAAUGAUAAUAUUAAAAUUAAUAACAAAAAUAUUACAGCCCAUUUAUUGGUUUGUCAAUAGUCAUCGACCGAAACAACUGCCAGCUAUUAAGAAUCCAUUAUUAUUACUCAGUGCCAAGGAAUUAGCAAAAAAAAUUCGAAAUCGAGAGAUUUCAAGUGAGGCUGUGGUGAAAGCUUAUAUUGAACGUAUAAUUGCUGUGAAUCCACAAAUAAAUGCUGUCAUUGAAAAUCGAUUUAAUGAAGCAACAAAGGAGGCAAAAAUUUGUGACAAUAAUUUGGAUUCUGGAGUGGUGAAUAUUCACACAUUGGAGAGAGAGCAACCACUUUAUGGUGUACCAUUCUCUGUUAAAGAAGCCUGUGCACUCAAAGGUUGCAGUUUCACGGCAUGCACACUUUCUCGUAAAGACGAGAAAGCACCUGAAGACGGUGAAGCAGUAAAAUUAAUGAAAUUAGCGGGUGCAAUUCCAUUAUGCGUGACAAAUACUCCAGAAAUGUGUUCUGGAUUUGAUUCAUCGAAUCUCAUUCAUGGCUCGACAAACAAUCCCUAUGAUACUAGACGAAUAGCUGGCGGUUCUUCCGGCGGUGAGGGUGCAUUAGGAGGAGCUGGUGCAACUCCCCUAGGAAUCGGUUCGGACAUUGCCGGUUCAAUAAGAGUUCCCUGUUUAUUUAAUGGACUUUUCGGUCACAAAGCUACCUCCGGCGCUGUUUCUAUUAGAGGUCAUUAUCCAAUGUCGCCGUCUCCAAUUUUUCAAAAUUACUUAUCAACUGGUCCAAUGACAAGAUACAGUGAAGAUCUUCUAAUUGCUAUGAAAAUAUUGAGUAAAAAUUACAAGGAAAAUUUACGAUUAGACGAUCCAGUUGAUAUUAAUAAAUUGAAAUUAUUUUACAUGGAAAAAUUUCCCAAUAGUCCCGGUGAAAUACCAGUUACUCACGAUAUAAGAAAUUCAAUUAAAAAAGCUGUUAAUUUCCUUAAAAAACGUGUUGCAAGUGUCGAUAGUCCAAAUAUGAAUGAAUUAAAAGACGUUUACGAAAUUUCGACAGCUAUGUUUUUUUGCAUGGCUGAUAUACCGAGAAUUUUAUUAAAUCCAGAUGAUCCAAAAAAUGAAAAAAAUCCUUUUAUUGAAUUGGGAAAAGCACUUUUUGGAUUUUCGCAACAUACAAAAAAUGCAAUUUUGAUGGGUAUUUUUAAAGACACUAAAGGCUUUCUUUAUGAAUCUAGAUUGGAUUAUUAUCGAGAAAGAGCUGCUAAAUUACAAACUGCUUUUGAGAAUAUGCUUGGUACGAAUGGAGUUUUGAUAGUUCCAACUUAUCCAUCGCCAGCUUUACUUCGCAAUCAGUCAUUUUUGUAUACUCCCGGAGGAAGUUAUUGCAUUUUGUUUAAUAUUUUCGGAUUUCCUUCGACACAAGUUCCAAUGGGUCUGAAUGAACAAGGACUUCCAAUUGGUUUUCAACUAAUUGCGAAUAAAAAUCAGGACAGAUUAUGUUUAGCAGUUGCUCAAGAAUUAGAGAAAGAAUUUGGCGGUUGGAUUGCACCAAGUAGCAGGAAAACGACAUUUUUCCCCCAAUGACGAAUCAUAAUUUUAUGCGCAAGAAUAUUGAUUUGACAAAUAAUAAACUUGAUGGAAAAAUAUGAAUGAAUAUGCAAGUUCGAGAGAAUAUAAAAAUAGGAAGGAAUUUAAU